Messenger RNA from Rotaria sp. Silwood1, 2775 nucleotides. Lineage: Eukaryota; Metazoa; Rotifera; Eurotatoria; Philodinida; Philodinidae. The record is from the annotation of a GenBank genome assembly.
AUGGCAUCUUCUUCAUCACCUACACCUGUUUUUACUAAAGCUGUAACUGGUCAAGAUGAUUCAGCACCUUCACCUAUUCAAAGACAACGUCAACAAUAUCAAAAUCCGACUAGAACAGCUUAUUCUCAUUUAUCGGACGAUGAUGAUGAUGGUGAUGGUGAUGAUGAUAGUAGCGAGAAUGAUGAUAUAAUUGAAGCAUUAGAUAAACAUCCAUCAUCAUCUGCCUUGCAUGAAGUCAAUGAUGCUCUUAUGGGUGUACUUAAAUCACAUGUUGAAUUGAUAGUUCAACAUUCAUCACCAACUACAUCUUCUAAACAAGCCACUCAGGAAGAAUAUAAUGAAAUAAAUACUAUUAUUGAAAAUACUAAAAUUGCAUUACCCACUAUGCAUAGAUUAAUUCAACAAAAUCCACUUAUUUCACCGUAUACACAAUCAUCUCAAACAUCAAUAGGUGAUGGGAAAGGUGCAUCAAGUUUAAUUUCAACACCAUUAUUACCUCCACUAACUACAUCAACAAUGCCUUUUGUUCAAUCUCCACUUCCACCUCCCAAAACUUGUACACCAUCUCGUUCAUCUGAAACAAAUGAAGUUGUUAUCUAUCCAUCGUCGAUCAGCUUAAAAGGUCUUCUAUCCUAUCAAGAUGUAUUGAAUGCAAUUGAACGUGAAUUUCAUUUACAUGAAGGUCAAGAACGUGAAAUAAUUAUGAAAUUAUGGUUAAAAGGCCAAACAAUGAUAUCUAUUUUACAACGGUAUAGACAUUUAUUACAAGAUCUUAAUUUAGAUGAUGAAGAUUUUUUAGGUGGAAUGAAGCAUAUACGGGAAAUGAUUAAUUAUGGUGAUCGUGAUGUUCAAUAUCUUCGUGAACAAGCAAUAAUGCUUGAAAAUCAAAAUCAUUUUCUUGAAAAUGAAUUUCAUAGACAAUUAGAUAAACUUGUCAUGGAAAAAAAUGAACAAAUUAGUCGAUUAAUUCAAAUUAUUGAUCAAACUUGUCCACCACCAACAGAAUAUACAGAUCGUGUUAGUGAUCUUACACAGUCAUCAGGAAAUCAAGAUCUUGCUACACAAAAAUUUAUGCAACAAAAUGUUGAAUUACAACGUCAAUUAGAAACUCUUCGUGCUAAACUUGAAUAUACAUUUACAUUACUUAAUGAAAAAUUAGAUCAACAUACUGGAUCAGCAACAUCAUCAAUAAUUCAAGUAGCUAUUCAACAAAUGCGACAAUCUGAUAUAAAAAUACAAGAACUUCAAUUAAAAUUUGCUUCUCAACAAGAAGAAAAUGAUCUAUUAAAAUAUUUAAGUCAUAAUUCAAUUAGAGAAAUGGAUAAAUCUCAACGUUCAUCAAAUCUUGAUGCAACACAAUUAUUUAGUGUUAUUGAACAACGUUCACUUGAACGUGAAAUAAGUCGUGUUCGUCAUGAACUUGAAUUAACAGAAAAAAAACUAACUGAACUUGAACAACGAUUUGAAAAUUCUGAUGAAACUGUUAAAUUUAAUAUUGAAAGUCUUAAAUUAAGAUGUGAUGUUUUACGUCAACAUAUUGCUACAUGUGAUGAACGAUUAGAUGAAGCUAUUAAAGAAGCACCUGUUGGAUUUACAGAUGAUAUGCAAACAUCAACUCAUGAAAGACAAUAUCAAAAUCCAGAUUCAAAUGUUAUUCGACUUGAAAAUGAACUUUUAGCAUUACGUGAACAAUAUAGUGAUUUAGCUGAAUAUUCGAAUACCCUUAAAUAUGAAUUAGAUAGUGCAAGAAAACAAUUACAUGAACGAUCUUUAUUAGAACGAGAUUCGUAUGAUUCAAGUCUGAUUGGAAAUGAUACAAGUGAAUUAGAACAUGAACGUCAACGUUCUGCUCAACUUGAAAAUGAAUUAAUAUCACUUAAAAUAAAAUAUGAAGAUGUAUGUGAACGUGUUACAGCUGCAACAAUUCAACUUGAACGUGUUCAAGUUGUACUCGAACAAACAUUACGUCGUUGUGAACAACUUGAAAAAGAAAAGCUACGCAAGAAAUUGUCGGAAAUUAAUGCACAAUCCGAAUAUCUUUCACAAAAUGUUGCAAGUGUGACAGCAAAAUAUAAAGACAAAAUGAAUACAAUUAAAUCACGUUUAGAACACACAGAUCGUGAAAGACGUGAAGCACAAAUUCGUACAGAACAAUUACAAAAUGAAAUUGAACGACUUAAAAAUGAAUUAACACAUAAAAAAGAGAUGAUUUAUGAAAAAGACAAACUUAUUCAAGAUGCACAAUAUAAAAGUCGAGAAAUAAUUUUUGAACGACAAUCAGUUGAAGAUAGAAUAUCAAAUGAAUAUAAACGAUUAAAUGAACUUGUUGAUAAAAAUCGUCUUCUUGAAGAAGAAUUAGAACGUAUGCGACGUAGUCAGAUACUCGAAAAUAUUACUGUUAGACGAACCGAUGUUAUAAAUCUUGAUGCGGGUAUAGUUGAUUCAUCAAAUCGUAUUGAAGAAUUACGAUCAAAAAUCAAUGAAUUUGAACGAAGAUUUAGUUCUGAAAAAGCUUCGAAAGAAUCAUUACAAGUUCAAAUAAAAAUACUCGAAGAAGAAAAUGCUGAUCUUCGAGAUAUCAUGAGUCAGAUGCGAAAGAGAUCACAAGAUGAUCGACGAACAGAUCGAGAUCGUAAUGACGAAAUUCAACAAUUGAUUGCUCGUGCUGAAUCAAAUGCACGUCAAUAUAUGUCAAAUUUUAAUAUAGCAACAACAUCACCUACAUCGACUUUAGUGAGGAUAAUUCCAAUAUCCUCUCCAACAAAAAUUUCAUGA